AUGAGUCUCCCGAAACCAGAUGAGAUCCCCGCUUACGAGGAGCUGUAUGAGCAGCGGCCUUCGAAUUUUAUGACGGGGUACUCCAACAUCCCAAACACAGACCCCGAUCUCGAAAGCCACUCCCACAUCCACCUGCACACAACCAAAGCGCAGAAUACACCCGAGUCAUUUCAGACUCAGCACGUCGCUGAGGAUAUCACCUCGGGCCUCGAGCCAGGUCACGUUCACUGCGAAACAUGUGAUUUGCAACUAGAGCGUCGCGAGCGUCGGGCUAGUGCGGCGAGGAACUGCACGACUGUUUCGGUUACGUUUGCUGCGCUGGGUGUUUGUUUGAUGAUAUUUGGGAUUGUUGCUGUUAAGGCUUUUACGGGGCAUGGGAGGAGGCAUUGA
Molecule: messenger RNA, 390 nt
Organism: Penicillium argentinense
Lineage: Eukaryota; Fungi; Ascomycota; Eurotiomycetes; Eurotiales; Aspergillaceae
Exons: 2
Coding region: 1-390 (129 amino acids)
Source: RefSeq, a predicted model, not a curated record